GGACAGAACAUCAUCAAGCAAGAAAAUGGAAAAGGGUUUGCUCUACACAAAAAGCCAUCUAUGACCUUUAACUUUUGCGGCAUCCCCUGCACCCCGCCCAAUCAAUGGGAGCUGCAGUUUCAACCGCUUAUCGUCGACGGCGCCUCUGAGGCUUCGCGCACGGAUGCGCAUCACGUCGUUGCACCGCAGCUGCAGUCCUUAGAUUUUUAUGCGGACUUUUACAACGAGCACCACACCUGCUGUUGGCCACGCACGCUCUUUGACACUCAUAUUGGUGAAGCAGCAGAAGCAGUCGCAUGUGCUUCCGCGAAGAUCCAUUUGAAGGAAGGCAGCUCUUUUUCGCCCAGCGAGGGCGGUAAUGUGGCAGGAGGCGUCGACGGAAACGGCCAGUACAACCGUAAAGAAACAGCAGGCAACCAGGCGGAUGUUUACCUUCAACACGUGAUCCAAGUGGCGGAGCAACUGUUUCGUGCACAGCUGGAAAAGCCGCCACGAGCACCACAUGCUCGUCGCAUUGUGUAUCACCAAGCCGUUCCCCCAGUGCUCCGGUGCAGCGAGCACGGCGACUCUCUCGUGUACGUUCUAAAAGGUCAGAUUGUUCUGCGCCACUGCUGUCAUUGCUGCGACCCUCACGAGACUUCACCGACAAGAAACGGUUGUUAUUCUGAAAGCAAGGAACAUCGGUGCUCACACGCGCAACGACCCGAUGCGUUGGCCAGGGAUAUCUUCCCGUUGUUUCUCCUCAUGGUGCCCUCUGCAGAGUGCGCGGGAUAUCUAGACAGCGAGGCCGGGUCCGCCUCGGAGUCGAACGAGUGGCGUGCACAGCCAAUGGUGCUCGCCCUGGAGUCCGUUUCACAGGCAAAUCAGGCACCCGAGGCAACAGAGAUGAGUGGUGACUGUAGUGAAGGGGAUGGUCGACGGCGGAGCGGCCCGCGGUGGUGUGCCGUCUACUCUCCUUUUACGUGGCUGUGCAACCCGCUAGGAAAUCAGCGCGUGUCGUCGCUGCUACGCACAAACGCAGCCGUCACACGGGUGCCGCGACGACCUCCGCACACCCGGUCCACUCCGUUGUUUUCGUCACGUAGAGGCAGAACGUCGCCUUUCCCGGCGGAAGCGCCACAGCGGGGUGGCAAAGGUGGCCGCAGCAACGGCGGCGGUGUUGGCGCAGAUCUCUCUCCGCUGACCCUGGCCUUCGGCCUCUACGCGACGGUCUACACGUCACCGGCCGCAAAGCAGCACAUCCUUGCCGAAGUGCACACACGUCUCCUUUACGUUCCGCACGUCACACAGGCCGUCAGGUUUGGCUUCGGCGGCAGUACAGGCGCUGACGGCGAAGCAGCAGAAGAGAACGCGGCGCAACUGGCACUGGCCCGCUCGCGCCGACCAAAGCAGCUGAUGCGGCUUCUGGAGUCGACGAUGAAGUACCGAGCAGCAACACCAAACAGCGAGGUGAUUGUCGCCGCGGAAGAUGUGAAAGGGGAGGAGGGGAAGGACAACGAUGCGGGGCCCUCUCACGGUACAACACACGCGUCACACGACUGCAUUUCUCCUCCUCGCAAGGCCUCUCGUCGUCACGCACAGCAAGAAGUGACUCCCAUCACUCCCGCACAUCAGGAACGGUCGCCUGUGGUGGAGGUGCCUGCUGUGCGGACCUCUUUCGUAGGCACACUUCGCACCGCUCGACCAGUCGCACGAGAGCUGUGUGCAGUCUCCAGAUCAACGACACUCGUGUCUGUAAUACGCAAGAUGUCGCAGCCGACGCAGACAGGUGAAGGAGGCUGUGGUCAAAAACUGCAGGCAUGCGGGCAGCGCGACGGUAAAGAGGGCUGGCCGCUGCGUGUGCAGAUGGACAGGGCGGACAAGACACCGGAGGUGGUGGAGCUGUCACCUCUUCAUACACUGCAGGACGUGGCCAAUGCGUUGCGACGCGUAGGUCCGUGA
This is a messenger RNA of Leptomonas pyrrhocoris, 1941 nucleotides long. RefSeq lists its product as hypothetical. The transcript has a single exon. The record is from RefSeq and is a predicted model, not a curated record. Lineage: Eukaryota; Euglenozoa; Kinetoplastea; Trypanosomatida; Trypanosomatidae. Bases 61 to 1941 code for a protein of 626 amino acids.